Messenger RNA from Clonostachys byssicola, 1695 nucleotides. The record is from the annotation of a GenBank genome assembly. NCBI's taxonomy places the organism in Eukaryota, Fungi, Ascomycota, Sordariomycetes, Hypocreales, Bionectriaceae.
AUGACAUUCAUUUACCCAAUAGUCCAUUCCCCUCGCGGAAUCCGCUUGUUAAAAUAUAAGAAGAUCUCUGAAGACCGAAAAACGUUGGAGUUUUCACUGGAGACAAAACGCUGGGAGGUCCCUGAAAUCAAGUUUGAACACAACCGUCCCGUACUAUCCAAGAACAGCAAUCGAUUGGCAUUCUACGCUUUGUCGUAUGUAUGGGGCACCUCGCCAGAUAAGGAGGUCAUCAUAUGCAACGGUGCGCCUGUAGAGAUCACAAGAAACCUCUACGAUGCUCUCUUCCAGCUCAUUGUACACAUGCCAGGUAUUGAGUUGUGGACCGAUAGCCUGUGCAUCAAUCAAAAUGAUGCCGUGGAGAAGCCAGCUCAGGUGGCCAUGAUGGGAGACCUGUACGCGUGUGCAACAGAGGUGGUCUGUUGGUUAGGCACAGCUACACUUUCAGAUCCCCUCUGUGACUACCAAGCUGCCAUUGAUACCUUUCAAAAGAUAAGGGCCAGGCAUCCACCCGACGAGGAAUAUCCCAGCUGUGCUAGUUGCGCAGGGUCGGUAUUUAGACUAGGACUCUGCAAGGAUCGCACUCACCAAGAGAUUGCAGAUCAAUGCGAUGGGCUUCAGGAACUUAUCUCAGCAAUGGAGUCUAGUCGGUGGUUUGAAAGAGUAUGGACUUUUCAAGAGUUCAUCUUGGCUUCAAAAGUCACAGUUCAUCUCGGCCCUUACGCCAUGCCUUGGCGGUAUUUUGCCCUGGCAUCUUAUGAAAUGAAUCGGAGUCACUACAAAUUCAGUUCUUCUUUCGGCAUGAGCAUAGGGGUUUCCGAGAUUCGUAAACUAAACGAGUUCCACAAUAGGUUCUGGAACGGGAGGGGAAUCUCACUGGCAGAGGCCAUUGAACAGGUGCGAAUCCGCAACACGACAGUACAUCAUGACAAGUUAUAUGCCGUCAUGGGGUUAUCUUCGAGAACUAGGUCAUCUAGCAUCAAAGUGGACUACUCCAUUUCCCUCUCGCAGCUCUAUGCCAUGUUCACCCGUUUCUCAGUCCUGGAGGACGCCAAUCCAGGUGUCCUGCUAAGCAUCACGCCCGGCCGUGCAGGACAGCCACAGGAUCCUGCAUAUCCAAAACUACCUAGGUGUCCUGACUUGCCUACUUGGGCUAUCGAUUGGUCAAGAGACCGGCUAGCGACGUCAAGCUACCAUAUCAACGUGGGAACUCUGCCUGACCUCGCGUCUAUUGGGGGCUCUCUCGGUCUGUACUCUGUCGUCAUCGGAUAUCUUCCUACAGAUGAUUACGAUUUCCUCAAGAGAACAAACUGCAUCGACUCGCCAAGCUUUAGACGACUUCCGGAUUGUAUCGAUGGCCACAAUGGACUUAAGGACAGCCUGACCGGACCCCAAUUCAGGGUGAGCCAAUGUCAGUGGGCGCCUCCGGGCUACUUAGUUGCUGAUAUCGAGCAGCCCGAAAAGUUACCACAAACGUAUAUGGAGCCCGCCAGUCUAUUGGGACGAUUUGAUUCCCACCAGCUAGGAUGGAUGGCUGCCUCUGUCUUUGUGGUAGAGUUGCAUUGCAGGAAGUCGAGUCUCCUCGGAGAGUACAAAUGGAAUGUGUCUUGGAGAGACGGUUAUCGGCCUACGGGGGAAGAUGUCGAGGGUUAUGUUUUGUAUGAAUACCCGUGCAUCCUCUCACCCAUAGCCUUCUGA